UUUUGUACGUGACGUAACCCCUAUGCCGCAUAAUGGAUGUAGACCGCCAAAAAAAAGGCGCGUUUAGAAAUAAAAAUGGAAAAGAUUCCAAUCCAAGAGAAAUAAAUAAUUAAAUGAUCUCAUCAAAUAAUAUUAUAUUAGUAUGGUUCGGGAGGAAGUACCAGUAUCCACUCGGACGCUACAGUGGAAGUGUGUUGAAUCAAGAGCAGACAGCAAACGCCUUUAUUAUGGUCGUUUCGUUUUAUCCCCACUUAUGAAGGGUCAAGCCGAUACAAUCGGUAUCGCGAUGCGAAGGGCUUUACUUGGAGAACUAGAAGGAACAUGUAUUACGCGCGCAAAAUCUGAUAAGGUACCACAUGAAUAUUCUACGAUAGUAGGUAUUGAAGAAUCAGUCCAUGAAAUUUUAAUGAAUUUGAAAAAAAUUGUAUUUAGAAGUGAUCUGUACGGAACUCUCGACGCAUCUAUCUAUGUCAGGGGCCCUAGACACGUAACUGCUCAAGAUAUCAUCUCACCACCUUCUGUAGAAAUAGUUGAUACUACACAGCAUAUAGCUGUCCUAACGGAACCGGUUGAUUUGUGCAUUGAAUUAAAAAUUGAGAGGGGUCGUGGAUAUUGUACGAGAACCCCAAAUAACUAUCAAGACGGAAGCUAUCCUAUAGAUGCUGUAUCCAUGCCUGUUCGAAAUGCGAAUCAUAGUAUUCAUUCUUAUGGGAAUGGGAAUGAGAAACAAGAGAUACUUUUUCUUGAAAUAUGGACGAAUGGAAGUUUAACUCCUAAGGAAGCGCUUUAUGAAGCUUCUCGUAAUUUGAUCGAUUUAUUUAUUCCUUUUUUACAUGCGGAGGAACAGGACAUAAAUAGAAAUAUGGAGGACAAUCAAAAAAGGGCUAGUGUGCCCUUUUUUACCUUUGAUGAUGGAUUGGAUAAUAUGAAAAGAGAAAUCAUAUUGAAACGUAUUUUUAUUGAUCAAUUAGAAUUGCCUCCUAGGACUUAUAACUGUCUCAAAAGGUCUAAUAUACAUACAUUGCUGGACCUUUUGAGUAAAAGUCAAGAAGAUCUUAUGAGAAUUGAGCAUUUUCGCGUAGAAGACGUAAAACAAAUAUUCGACAUUCUACAGAAGGGUUUCACAAUCGACUUGCUUAAAAAUUCAACUCAGUUUGAAUCCCGUUGAAAUUUUUUUUUCAUUUCGAAUGAAAGCACGAAAUGAAAAAAUUAUAAAUGAAAGACUAUUUAUUAACUAGAAAAUAAUGAAAUAAAAUUUCUAUUAUUUUCUUAUCUUUAUCUUAUUUCUUAUUUUUUAUAACUAAACUAACUAUAAAAUUAU
Nymphaea colorata (pocket water lily) is the source of this 1321-nucleotide messenger RNA. RefSeq names its product DNA-directed RNA polymerase subunit alpha-like. Gene Ontology annotation, molecular function: protein dimerization activity; DNA binding; DNA-directed RNA polymerase activity. Gene Ontology annotation, biological process: DNA-templated transcription. NCBI's taxonomy places the organism in Eukaryota, Viridiplantae, Streptophyta, Magnoliopsida, Nymphaeales, Nymphaeaceae. The coding region runs from base 143 to 1168 and encodes 341 amino acids. The record is from RefSeq and is a predicted model, not a curated record. The transcript has a single exon.